AUGUUUGGCAAGAUACCCUCGAUCAGCUUGUACACUGUCCUCGUCCUUUGCGCUUCGGUAUGUCUCUCGUGGGCAGUGCCUGUCCAGGUUCGGAGCGGAUUCAGGCUGGUAGCGCGUCAACAGAUCGAACCUGUUGUGACGGGCGCCCAGGUUGCGCCUGUUCUGGUGGAUUUGUUGGACCAAGUGCAGAACUUGCAGCAACAAUUCGAUGCAGCCUCUGAGCCUCUUCGUUCUCAAAUCCAGCAGGAGCUUGCGGAGACCAAGGCUACUUUGGAACAAAAGAUGCUAGGCAUCGCAGUUUACGUUUCAGCGUCGGAGCCCCCACCUGCGACCUUCUUGCCCACCACCACGCCUGCUGCGCCAUCGAGCACCUUGUCUGCCAGCCCCAGCACUGUCACAGCCCCUCCUCCAUCAACAGCUAGUGCGAGUGCACCUGUAGUAACAGUUGUCACUCAGGAGGGCAGUGCCAUUGUCAUUCUCGCUUCACAGGGUGUGACGAGCACAGUUUCACUCGAGACGCGCACUGCAGUCCCUAGCGCAAGUGGAACAACGACAAACGCGCCGGCCUCCUCGGCGAGCACGCCUCCAGGCACGACAACGGCGCCUGAGCCGACGAUUACCACCCCCGCUUCGUCGUCUACCGUUACUACCCCGACAACCUCUGCUUCUUCCUUGGCGACCGCUGCCAAUGCUUCUGCUCAGGAUAGAGCCUCCGCAGGCGCGAUGCAACUUGUGCCUUCGUCAUUGAGCUUGAACAUGGUCCUCGGAGCCGUUGCUUUAGGAGACCGCGUGCAAGGACGCGUCACCUCCACAAGUAGACGCAAGGGUUGCGUACUCCCAAUCUUUAUCCUUUCCUCCAUGGUUUAUUCCCAGUCCUCUGCCGCCGGCGUCCUCGCGCUUCUUCAAGAACCAGACUCAACAUUCAAACAACAUGCCCUCAAAGCCCUCAUCUCGCUUGUGCCCCAGUUCUGGGCAGAGAUCUCAGAGCAUAUAGCCACCAUCGAAGAGCUGUACGAGGCCGACCAGCUUCCAAAACCAGCGCGUGCUGCUGCUGCCUUGGUCGCGAGCAAAGUCUAUUACUUCUUGGGAGAAUACGACGAAGCCUUGUCGUUCGCGCUGGGCGCAGGAGACGCGUUCUUUGCAGAGACUCGAACUUAUGGAUCUGAGGAAUACGUGGAGACCAUUGUCUCCAAAGCCAUUGACCGAUACAUUGCGGUGCGUUCCGUCGAGCAUGCCGGUAGCAAGGACAAGAUCGACCCGCGUCUCCAAUUUACUAUUGAAGGCAUCUUUGGACGGUGUAUUUCAGAAGGAGAAUUCAAGCAGGCCAUCGGGAUUGCUUUGGAAUCUCAUCGCCUCGACGUGAUAUCGUCAAUCUACUCCCAAACCAAAGAUGUCUCUAUACUCACCUAUGCUAUGGAGGGCGUACUAAACACCGGCUUUUCUCUUUCCUAUCGCGACGAAGUCCUACGAUUCUUGUUCCCCCUCUUCCCACGACCAACAACUGGUGACGGUUCUCCUCACGUCCACGCACUAACCCGCCUGCUCGUAACAUUGAGCGAUAUAUCUUUGACAAUUCCCCUCCUCACGACCCUCGUGGUCAGCGAAGAGCUCCUGGCGUACCAACUCGCUUUUGAUUUGGUGGAGGGUGGCUCCCAAGAUUUUUUGGAAACAUUGCGGACACAAUUACCUCAAGGAGAUGAGAAAUCGCAACCUGUGUACGACAAACUACGAAAUAUUUUGACUGGCAAAGAGUCCGUCAAGUUCUACCGCGAAUUCCUCAAACGAAACAAUCAGACCGACUUGCUGAUCCUAAAGAAUACUAAGGAUGUUUUGGAACCAAGAUCAUCAAUUUACCAUACCGCCCUCACCCUUCAGAAUGCUUUCAUGCAUGCUGGAACUACAUCUGAUGUCUUCCUGAGGGACAACCUCGAAUGGCUCGGUCUUGCCUCAAAUUGGUCGAAAUUCUCUGCCACCGCUGGUCUUGGUGUUAUUCACAAAGGCUACUUUGAGCAAGGGCAGACGAUCCUCGGACCCUACCUUCCCCAAAGCGGAGGCGAAAGCAAUGUUCCCGGAGCAAAUUAUCAGGAGGGUGGUGCCUUAUAUGCGUUGGGUUUGGUUAACGCGGGAUGCGGAAGUUCAAUUACGACUUACUUGCGUGACUCCUUGAAAGCCGCGCAGAACGAGGUUGUGCAACACGGAGCUGCCCUCGGUCUUGGUGUCUCUGGCAUGGGCUCCAAGAGCUUGGAAGCAUUUGAGGAUCUCAAAAACAUCCUUUUCACUGACUCUGCUGUCGCCGGAGAGGCGUCGGGUUAUGCGAUGGGUUUGGUCAUGCUCGGCACCGCUGCUGCUGAACCUGUUCGCGAGAUGCUGCAGUACGCUCGUGACACGCAACACGAGAAGAUCAUUCGUGGUCUCGCUAUGGGUACCGCCUUCGUCUACUACGGAAGGCAGGAAGAGGCGGACGAGACCAUCAAACUCUUGCUCGCCGAAAAGGACCCCAUUCUUCGAUACGGUGGCGUUUACACCCUAGCGCUUGCGUACGCAGGAACCGCAAACAAUGACGCGGUUCGCAAACUCCUGCAUAUUGCUGUUUCGGACACAUCAGAUGAUGUUCGGCGUGCUGCAGUGACAUCCUUGUCCUUCCUGUUAUUUAAGAACCCUGGUCAAGUUCCUCGAGUUGUACAACUGUUGAGUGAGAGCUACAACCCUCAUGUACGAUGCGGUGCUACUCUUGCUCUCGGUAUCGCCUGUGCCGGAACUGGUCUCCAGGAUGCCGUUGAAAUUCUGGAGCCCAUGACGAAGGACAGCGUCGACUUCGUUCGUCAAGGAGCAUUUAUUGCAUUGGGCAUGAUCCUUGUUGAGCAAUCUGAGGCUUCGUCUCCUGCCAUUGCCCCAACACGAGCGAAGUACGCGAAAGUGAUUUCGGACAAGCACGAAGACCCUAUGGCCCGCUUUGGCGCUGCUAUUGGCCAAGGCUUCAUUGAUGCUGGUGGCAGGAAUGUGACCAUCAACCUGCAAAGUCGAGCCGGAAGUACGAAUACUAGUGCAAUUGUUGGAAUGGUUCUUUUCUGCCAGUUCUGGUAUUGGUAUCCUCUGGCUCAUUGUGCUUGCCUGGCGUUCUCUCCGACUGGUAUCAUUGGUCUGAACGGAGAUCUUAAGGCUCCCAAAUUUGAGUAUAUCUCGAAUGCCAAACCUAGCCUCUUUGCCUACCCUUCUUCCACGAAACCCCCGAAGAAGGAAGCAGUCACAAAGGUGGCGACAGCUGUCCUGUCAACAACGGCAAAGGUCAAGGCAAGGGAAAAGAAGAAGGCUGCUGCAGAAGGUGAAAAUAUGGACCUGGACACUAAAACGGAAGCUGACGGUGACGUCGAAAUGAAGACGGAAGUUGGCUCGCCGAAAGAUGGAGAUGUGUCGCCCAUUAUCCAGUCUGUGUCCAACUUGGCUGAAGAAAGCAAACCGUCAACGUCAAGAAAGAAAUUGGAGUCCACCUUCGAAACACGGCCUAAUUUCUCCCGCGUCACUCCUGCGCAGUUGUCCUAUAUAUCAUUCCCCUCUGAUGGUAGGUAUCAACCUGUGCGUGCAGUAUCAACGAGGACGCCUUCGAAGAAUGGGAAGGCAGCAGCAACAACAGCCUUGGGACUCGGAUCAGAGAAGUAUGCCGGCGGAGGAGGCAUUCUCAUCUUGACCGACCUGCGGCCGAACGAGGAAGCCGAGUACAUAGAACUCGAGACGGCUCCCUCAGUUCCUCCACCCGCACCCCCAGUGGAUGUUCCAGGCAAUGGCCACGCAGUCGGUGCACCUACAGGGCGCCAUAUUGCUCUGGACGAAAGCGCCCCAGAGGCUGAACCACCGGAGGCAUUCGAGUACCCCUUCGAUAACGAUACAUAG
Messenger RNA from Cyclocybe aegerita, 3888 nucleotides. The record is from the annotation of a GenBank genome assembly. NCBI's taxonomy places the organism in Eukaryota, Fungi, Basidiomycota, Agaricomycetes, Agaricales, Hemipholiotaceae.